Molecule: messenger RNA, 966 nt
Organism: Pseudozyma hubeiensis SY62
Lineage: Eukaryota; Fungi; Basidiomycota; Ustilaginomycetes; Ustilaginales; Ustilaginaceae
Product: fibrillarin-like rRNA methylase
Exons: 3
Coding region: 1-966 (321 amino acids)
Biological process (GO): box C/D sno(s)RNA 3'-end processing; rRNA methylation
Cellular component (GO): small-subunit processome; nucleolus; box C/D methylation guide snoRNP complex
Molecular function (GO): RNA binding; histone H2AQ104 methyltransferase activity; rRNA methyltransferase activity
Source: RefSeq, a predicted model, not a curated record
AUGUACGACGAGGAGGAUGAAGGUGAUUUAAUGGUGAUCGCGGAGGUCGUGGCGGUGGACGAGGUGGGUUCGGUGGUGAUCGCGGAGGUCGCGGUGGAGGACGAGGUGGCUUCGGCGGAGGUCGUGGUGGUGGACGUGGCGGCUUCGGUGGUGACCGCGGAGGUCGCGGCGGAGGACGUGGUGGCUUCGGCGGUGAUCGCGGACGUGGUGGCGGACGAGGUGCUCCCCGCGGCCGUGGCGCUCCCGGUGGCCGAGCCUCACCGUCACCCCGGUAUCUUCGUCGCAGAGGGCAAGGAGAUGCUCCUCGUCACCAAGAACAUCGCUCCCGGCGAGUCAGUCUACGGCGAGAAGCGCAUCUCUGUCGAGACUCCCGGUGCCGGCGCUGAUGGCACCACUGCCAAGACCGAAUACCGUGUCUGGAACCCUUUCCGAUCCAAGCUUGCAGCCGGUGUCCUCGGUGGUCUCGACAAUAUUCACAUCGCACCCGGCAAGAAGGUGCUCUACCUCGGCGCUGCCAGCGGUACCUCGGUUUCGCACGUUGCCGAUCUCGUAGGCCCCGAAGGUAUCGUCUACGCCGUCGAGUUCUCGCACCGAUCUGGUCGUGAUCUCAUCAACAUGGCCAAGAAGCGCACCAACGUCAUCCCCAUCGUCGAGGACGCCCGACACCCGCACAAGUACCGCAUGCUCGUCGGCACCGUCGACGUCAUCUUUGCCGACGUUGCCCAGCCAGACCAGGCCCGUAUCGUAGCUCACAACGCCGAGUCCUUCCUCAAGAACGAGGGUCACGCACUCAUCUCGAUCAAGGCCAGCUGUAUCGACUCGACAGCACCCGCCGAGGCCGUCUUCGCCGCCGAGGUCAACAAGUUGAAAGGCAUGAAGUUCAAGCCACGCGAACAGCUCACCCUCGAGCCAUACGAGCGUGAUCACGCCAUGCUCGUCGCUCAAUACCAGCGACACAAGGCAUGA